Hemibagrus wyckioides is the source of this 1550-nucleotide messenger RNA. Its product is annotated as claudin-4-like. Lineage: Eukaryota; Metazoa; Chordata; Actinopteri; Siluriformes; Bagridae. Gene Ontology annotation, molecular function: structural molecule activity. The record is from RefSeq and is a predicted model, not a curated record. The coding region runs from base 176 to 811 and encodes 211 amino acids. Gene Ontology annotation, biological process: cell adhesion; bicellular tight junction assembly. Gene Ontology annotation, cellular component: bicellular tight junction; plasma membrane. The transcript has a single exon.
AGUCUGACAGGACAAACAUCUCAACUGGUUUCACACAGCGAUAGCAAAUGUCUAUGUCAAGCAAACACUCCUCCCUGUUCACUAAAAUAAACCGUCAGCUAAGUCCUGACUCAGAUUUUGCAUACACUCACAGAGGGACAGACAAAGCUAUUCCUCUUCAAGAAUAUACGGCAAAAUGGUAUCCCAGAAAUGUCAAAUCCUGGGCCUCGUUCUGGCACUGAUUGGAUUUGUGGGCACCAUCAUCAUCUGUGGUUUACCGGCCUGGAAGAUGACGGCUUUCAUCGGAGCCAAUAUCGUGACGUUCCAGGUCUACUGGGAAGGCUUAUGGAUGGAUUGCGUGAUUCAAACCACAGGCCAGAUGCAGUGCAAGGUCUACGACUCCAUGCUCAUUCUUCCUAUCCAUCUGCAGGCAGCUCGAGCCUUGAUCAUCGUCGCCCUUGUUUUUGGAAUCAUUGGAAUUAUUGUAACCGUCAUCGGAGGCAAAUGCACCAGUUUUGUACAGGACGAGAAUGCAAAGGCUAGGAUCUCCAUCGUUAGUGGGAUCGUCUUCAUCAUCACAGGGAUUCUCGUUCUCAUUCCAGUGUGCUGGACCACAAAUGCUGUUGUCAGGGAAUUUUACAACCCUACCAUUCCAGAUGGCCAAAAGAAGGAACUGGGACCUUGCCUUUAUAUCGGGUUUGGAAGUGCUGCACUGCUCAUUGCAGGAGGAGCUCUCCUCUGUAGCUCAUGUCCACCAAACGAUGAGACUCCCUAUCAUGUGAAAUACUCUCCUGCCAAGUCUACAAUGAGCAGCAACAAGGUUUAUGUGUAAGACGGACACGCAUUUGGUUUUCGGAUGUUUUUGAGGACUGGUAAAAUGAUCAGACGGCAACUUAAUCAAAGAACUUCUUAGCACUAUAGAGUGUGUGUGUUAGUGGUUAUCAGUGCUAUUAAAAGUGGUAAGUGCUACUAGAAAUGUAGCUUGCUAUAUAUUGUUUCUGCUUCUGCUGUAGCAGCAACAAUGUUUAUGAUUUGCAUUUGUGAAGGAAUCAGGCUUCUUGAUUUGCCUGAAUUACAUAUUACAAAAAAGUUUGGAAGUAUGAAGGUAGUUUUUUUGUCAGUGGGAAUUUGUAUGUCAUCAGUACAGAGUUGAAAAUUCCUGAUAACAAAUAACACAAUAAGCAUUUUUGUUUCCAUGUGACCUUGGUGGUUUUCCGUUUCCAUUAUUAUUGUAUUUGUUUUAUUGUUGAGAAUAAGUAUGGAUUUUUACUUGCAUAUUAGUUGCACACAAACAAGCAGAUAGCAUUUGUCCUGUCACUUCUGCAAUAUUUUCACUUUUCACACAGGAUUAAAAUUUGAAAGCUGCCGUGUAUAAAUACGUUCGGGGGUAAGGUUUGGAAGAGAAGUUAUUCCUCAUUUAUACAGAUGUCCCAUUCAAGCCAACAGGAAAAUUUAAUGUUUAUUUCCCCUCUCAUUGAUUAAACUAAGCUUGUGGUCAUUUUUGUUAUUAAGCUAAACUAAAUCAGAACUAUUCUCAGUCUAAGCAAGAAUUUUCUAAUGAGUUGAAUUUA